Aspergillus steynii IBT 23096 is the source of this 1233-nucleotide messenger RNA. RefSeq names its product ANP1/MMN9/VAN1 family protein. Gene Ontology annotation, cellular component: mannan polymerase complex. Lineage: Eukaryota; Fungi; Ascomycota; Eurotiomycetes; Eurotiales; Aspergillaceae. The transcript has 5 exons. Gene Ontology annotation, biological process: protein N-linked glycosylation; cell wall mannoprotein biosynthetic process. The record is from RefSeq and is a predicted model, not a curated record. The coding region runs from base 1 to 1233 and encodes 410 amino acids. Gene Ontology annotation, molecular function: alpha-1,6-mannosyltransferase activity.
AUGCUUCUUCCUAAGGGUGGUGUGACGUGGAAGUCGGCUAAGGCUAGAUUGCCUCCAUGGAGGGCCGUUCUUUUCCUGGUAACGAGGACUCGCUUCCUCGUGUCGGUUGCCCUGACCGGCUUGAUGAUUCUGUUCUGGCGUGGGAUUAGCAGAUCGGCGUCGGAGAUGCAAAGUUUUUACUGCUACGGCCCCCCUAAAUCCCCCAUGGAUAUGUCUUUGAAUGAGAUGGUUGAAUGGAACAGCCAUGCUCAAUCCCCCGUCCUCCUGAACCAUCACGAAGCCUAUGAAGUCAACUCCAGCACCAUCAGCCAAGUCGAACUGAACGGAAUCAACUCGAGUCCCCAGGCCGUCGCCAACAACGAACGCGUUCUCAUCCUGACGCCGUUGAGGGAUGCGGCUCACUACCUGGAAAAAUACUUCGAGUUGCUCUACAAGCUCAGCUACCCUCACCAUCUCAUCGACCUGGGUUUCCUCGUCGGCGAUUGCAAGGACAACACCCUGGAGAUUUUACUGUCGGAAUUGAAGCGGAUCCAGGAACAGGGCGAUAAGGUCGCUUUCCACAGCGCGACCAUCGUGAAGAAGGACUUCGGGGCCGAUGUCGAGAUGAGCGUCGAGGAUCGUCACUCGUUCGCCGCUCAAGGCCCCCGUCGCAAGGCCAUUGGUCGCGCCCGCAACUACCUGCUUUACUCCGCCAUGAAGCCCGAGCAUUCCUGGGUGUACUGGAGAGACGUCGAUAUCACGGAUAGCCCGGAAAGUAUCAUCGAAGAUUUUGUGGCUCAUGACCGUGAUGUUCUUGUUCCUAACAUCUGGUUCCAUCGGUAUCGCGAUGGUGUUGACAUCGAGGGUCGCUUCGACUACAACUCCUGGAUUGAAUCGGACAAGGGACGACGACUCCGCCAGACCCUGGACCCCGACACCGUCCUCGCCGAGGGCUACAAGGAGUACGACACCGGCCGCAAGUACAUGGUUGGCAUGGGUGACUGGAGAAAGGACAAGGAUGAAGAAAUUGAGCUGGAUGGCAUCGGUGGUGUCAACAUUCUGGUCAAAUCCGACGUCCACCGCUCAGGUAUCAACUUCCCCUCCUACUCCUUCGAGAACCAAGCCGAGACCGAGGGAUUCGCCAAGAUGGCCAAGCGCGCAGGAUACGGAGUAUACGGCCUGCCGAAUUACGUCGUGUGGCAUAUCGAUACCGAUGAGAAGCCUGGCAACCUCGGAGGUCGGAAAGCAUACUAG